This is a messenger RNA of Schizosaccharomyces cryophilus OY26, 3341 nucleotides long. Its product is annotated as TRAX protein. The coding region runs from base 480 to 1169 and encodes 229 amino acids. The record is from RefSeq and is a predicted model, not a curated record. Gene Ontology annotation, cellular component: nucleus; cytoplasm. NCBI's taxonomy places the organism in Eukaryota, Fungi, Ascomycota, Schizosaccharomycetes, Schizosaccharomycetales, Schizosaccharomycetaceae. Gene Ontology annotation, molecular function: RNA endonuclease activity; RNA binding; sequence-specific DNA binding. The transcript has a single exon.
GCAUGACAGACUGAAGAUCUGUUGGUCACCGGUUCGAUCCCGGUUCGCGACACUUUUUAUCUUAGAUAUCUUUUUCUUGGACUUUAUCCCAUUUUCGUCGUGUUUCAGAAAAUGAACUUAAUUGUUUUCAUCGCAUUUGCUUACUGUAGAACAAGUGUCCAUCCCAUCGUAUACCUGAAGAUAGCCUAGUCUAAUUUGAGGUUGACAUUCGUAUUUCACUUAAAUUUGAAUCAAGCUAAAUUUAUUAUCAAUAGUACUUAUAAUGUAAUUUGUUCGCUUUGAUCUUCCUGGCCUUUUUAUUGUGAUACUCAACAUCACCGUUUGAGUCACCUUUGAAUGGCACGAACCCAUCGUACGCAAACUCUGGAUACUAAUUUAUUAUUUGCUUUACUUUUUGGAACUUAAACAAAAUUUGUAAGCUGUUUUUUCUCUAUUUUUUAACAGUUCCUCUACGUGAAUUUGCAUAGUUUACAGCAAACAUGGAAGCCGAAUUUCAAAAAUUUCAGCGUGUACUUCAGGAGCAACAGGACAAACGAGAAAGGAUUAUCCGAAUUUCUCGGGAGAUCACAAUCCAAAGUAAACGAAUGAUUUUUCUGCUUCAUCAAGCAUCAUCGAGUGAGUUUCCCCUAUCAUUGGAUUUUGACAAAGCAAAGCAACAUAAACAAAAUAUUCAAAAACAAUUGGAACUGUUAAAGCAAGAACUAGCCGUCCCGGAUGCUGAACGAUAUGCUCCUUCUUGCUCUCCUGGAAUUCAAGAGUUUGUCGAAGCUUAUGCAUUUGAACAUUGGCUGCAACAUCAGACUCUUAUACACCCAAAAGAUAGUAAAUUCCAGAUAGAUAUUGGACUUCUUGAUUAUGUCUUAGGAGUUUGCGAUAUGACUGGUGAGAUCAUGCGUUUUCUUAUAACUCACGGGUCAAAGUUCGCUGUUGAAAAUAUCCUUUCACAUGUUCAGUUUCUUCGUGAUUUAAAUUUAGAAUGCACAAAAUUAAACAACUUGAAUCGUCGUUCACAAAGUGAACUAAAGCAAAAACUUGGUGUAAUGGACAACAGCAUUUCAAAAGUUGAAAGCAUAUGUUACAGCAAAAUUCUCAGAAUGUCUGACCAAACAUCCAUGAAGAGGGACGAAGAAAUUAUAGCUUCUAAACAGAAAAAGCUUCGUAUUCAUUAGAUCCACGAUGACUAUCAUUGCUUUGCAUGCUGAGAGUAUAUUCAAUGGAUGAGAUAAAUAAAAAAAAGACUCAUAUUUUCUUCAAAAACUAUGAAUCACCUAACUGAAAAUCUACAAUAUUCAAAGAACGAGAAUAAAUAUUAAAACAUAAAAGACGGAAAAGAAUGUCGGAAGGAGGUUCGAGUGGUUAACUAUAAACUUCACUUCCCAAGGGAAAGCCAUGGAGACAGGCUUAUGUCGCAUCGUCCCGAUACAAUGGUGCCGUCUGGAAAAACAAAUAACAGGGGAAGUGUUUCGCAGGUGAUAGCUUCCGUAGAAAGCUGGAUCAAACUAACCAGAAUUGUGACACUCCUAGAUAAGCUUUUUUCUGCUUUCUCUAUUUUCGUGUAAUUCAAGGGCCCUAUAUUGCCUAGCCAUAUCUGUAUGUCCGGAGAAAACCCUUCUAUACUUAACUCUAAUGACUGAUUGCUUGGCAAAUAAAUAGGCGGGGCUUCCACGCAUGGUAAAUCUAAAUGUCGAAGAGCAAACUGACUUUGUACUGGUCUUAGAAUUGUACAAUCACAUUGGGAAAUUCCAACGAUAGUCCAACAAACAGAAUCACGGAUUUUUAAUACUUCAUCAUUAUAAGUCUCUAUUGGUUCCCAUUCAACUGGUACAACUGCUUCAUUAGGUAAGUUCUUACAUUGAGCGGAAGUUGCACCCAAAAACCAUCGAGGUUGUGUGCGAUCAGCCGGCAUAAACCCACUUCUGGCGUUUUCAUAUCCAAGUGCUAAAUUUGUUGAAAAUGAAGCUGAGCUUUCUAAAACUAUGCGGUGCAUUUGAUUCACGUAUCCAUCAUCUUGAGCAAUCCCGUCUUUUUCUACUCGGCGGAUAAUUAAAGGGUCACUCAUAAUUUCUGAAAAUUCAUCUUGUAGUUGGAUAACAGAACCAUACCUAAUUGGAACCGCUUCUACAGAAUUAUUCAAGAUCCCUUCUGUGGUGCUCUCGGGUGAUGAAGAAAUUAGAUGAAUACGUAAGGGUGCCCAGCCAUCACUCCUUAGGCAAAAUUGCCGAUUUUCUAAUGUUGUAUAUUUUGUGCGAACCGUUUGCGAAUUUAUUCGGUUGUAAAGACUUAUGACGGACCCGGAACGCAGUGUUAUAUGACUCACCUUAGAUUUUGUGCCUUUUUUGGCCGGCUUUGAUACAACGUCAAUAGGGGAAGUCACCAAAUGCGAUACUCUUUGGUCCGUAACUGUCGAAACAAAAUCGAUGGAAAGCCUUAAGAUUUUCGACUUUGCAGCUGCUAGACUAGAUACAUGCAAAGAUCGAAAAACCAUACACUGUUGAUUAUUGUAUAUUUCACUGAUUGCCUGUGAAUACUGGCCUUCUUCAUUCAUAAUAGAGAUCUCAACUCGAAAGGAUAAGCCAAGCAAAGAUUGAAAUGGACCAUCUAUCAUGAGGACGGGAGGAGGGCAAAGAAAUCUCUUUUCAGAACCAUACGAUUUUUGGAUGACGGAGGCAUGUCUACAUGAGAUUUUUAUCAUUUGGCUUCUUCCAUCUUUCAUUCCCUUGCUAGCAUCAUUCAACCAAAGGUCAGCUCCUUGAUUUAGGUUGUUUUGGCAGAGCAACUCGAUAUUUUUGCUAAUGAGGUCGUUUAUAGAGUUUUCUGAAACAUUUUCAUCUUCCAUAUUUUUUCGUUUUCUGCUUUGCUCAUUCAUCUGAAUAUGUGAAAGGCUGUUAAAAAAGUGACCCUUUGGGUCAUCUUCGAGUUUUGCUUGUACAUGACGAGAACCUGUUUCUGUCUUUUCCACAUUAGUAAGCGCUGAAUUAACAGCGCUAAAUAAAGAAAGGACUUGAAUUGGCAUCGCCUCAGUAUUUACGUUUUGGUCAUUAUUUUGAUCCAAAUUCAAAUCUCCGCGAAGGAUUAGUUCAUUUUUUAAGUUUUCAACUAAUAAAGCAAGUUAGAAUCGUUGCUUUUGAAUAUACAAUUGAAACCAUAAUAUCGACUCUGGUCUUUUGAUGAAUAACCAGUCUAUGUGUACAUACUUUUUAGAUUAUCCAAUGUGAGAGAGUCAUUUUCAUUGGAUUCAGGUAUAUUCCAGCUGCCAAAACCUGCCAUUAUAUAGUCUAUUUUGGCAGUUUAACCCGAGUCGAUUAUUCUUUAGUUUAGAACCCUCAAUAAAGCAUGUGCAC